Periophthalmus magnuspinnatus is the source of this 1921-nucleotide messenger RNA. It is a transcript of the gene ascl1b, whose product is annotated as achaete-scute family bHLH transcription factor 1b. Gene Ontology annotation, cellular component: RNA polymerase II transcription regulator complex. Gene Ontology annotation, molecular function: RNA polymerase II transcription regulatory region sequence-specific DNA binding; protein dimerization activity; DNA-binding transcription factor activity, RNA polymerase II-specific. The transcript has a single exon. NCBI's taxonomy places the organism in Eukaryota, Metazoa, Chordata, Actinopteri, Gobiiformes, Gobiidae. The record is from RefSeq and is a predicted model, not a curated record. Gene Ontology annotation, biological process: regulation of neurogenesis; sensory organ development; neuron differentiation. The coding region runs from base 199 to 768 and encodes 189 amino acids.
GUGUGCAGGGCGCGUGUUAAAAAAGAGGAGUGCUGCCAAAGUUUGGGUCAGAUCAGCUCGUGGAGUAAGCAGUCAAGAGAGACUUGGACUAGAGUUAGCCACACGGUCCCCACGCGAAGGACACGAGAGCUGUGCACUGCCAGGUCUGCCUCUUCCUCUGUCCAUUCACUGCACGCAUCACUUGCCCCGCUGUAAGACAUGGACACCAGCAGCAGCACACAGGGUGCCUUCACCUUUGGACUUACCCUGCACACGGGGGCACAAGAGCCCGCCACCGGUGCCAGCGCGGCCGGUUUCCAGAGCAAGACCAAGGUGCUGAAGAGACAGCGCUCCAGCUCCCCCGAGCUCCUGCGCUGCAAGCGGCGCCUGAGCUUCAACGGCCUGGGUUACUCCAUCCCACAGCAGCAGCCGGUGGCGGUGGCCCGACGCAACGAGCGCGAGCGCAACCGGGUGAAACAGGUCAACAUGGGCUUCCAGACGCUGCGCCAGCACGUCCCCAACGGCGCCGCCAACAAGAAGAUGAGCAAAGUAGAGACGCUGCGCUCCGCGGUGGAGUACAUCAGGGCGCUCCAGCAGCUCUUGGACGAGCAUGACGCAGUAUCCGCCGCUUUCCAGUGCGGGCUGCCCUCGCCCACUUUGUCUAACAGUUACUCCGCGGACCCCGAGUCACCGCAUUCCACUUACUCUUCAGACGAAGGCAGCUAUGAGCCGCUGAGCUCCGAGGAACAAGAACUCUUGGACUUUACCACCUGGUUUGACAGAUACUGAGCGCGCGCCUGUUGGUCUUAUGAAGACUGUGGCACAUAGCAGUCCCUCUGCGCGGGGACAGUCUGUAGAAGUCCUCCUGGAGCAACAAACAAGCAGAGCUUGUUAUUGUGGAGGGAGUAAGCGGACAGGACGACGCGAGACAGUGUUUGACAAAAAGUGCAAUUACCAGAGGGCAGCAGCGGGCUCUGCAGAGACGGGGCUGGAGCUGGACGCGGAGCAGGACUGUCCACUUCAGCGUCAGUGGGACGGAGAUUAAACAAAGAUGAUGGACUCUUAAGUGAUGUACAUCAAACUUGUAUCAUAAAGACUGUUUAACAUGAGAACUUAUUUUUGUACAUGACACCCUGUUGUCACUGUCAUUGGUGCGCGUGCUGAGAGCUGGCUGUCAGUGGCCAGUGAGUGACAGAGCAGCAAUAAUACAGCUACUACCUGUGACACACUGUAGUUUAUAAAUAGGUGGUACGGAGAUACUCUUUAAUGUAUGCACUUGUUCUCCUUCUGCUGUAGCCUACGAUGUAAACAGUCGAUUUGAACAGAUCUAUUUUGUGUAAAACAUUUUUAUAAAUAAAAUGACUCUAUUUAUAUUAUACACAGUGGUUGUGGGUUGCUUUUUCACAUCAGGGUCAGUCUGAGAGGGGGGCUGUAUUAGUGACGGUAAUUGAGCAAACUGUGCGUUUCUAUUCAGAGCCCCUGGAUGACCUUUUCCUGAGUUGCUUGGGCGCGCGGGGGAAAUUACGCAGCUGGGUUGAGCGCUCAAUAACCUUUGGAGACGCACAGCUUCUCCAGCGCUUUGUGCGCAUUGGGGACGGGGAGAUUAAUAUUACGUUUCAUGCGUUGCAUUGUUUCUUACUCUGCUUUUACCCAAAAGCCCUAGAGGGAGAAGGGGGAGGAAGGGGUGCAAUUCACCAACUCUCAAAGGCUAUAGACACUUUGAAAUACGGCCCGGGGAAAGUCGGGCGCACAAUGGCACAGGGUCAAAAUUCGUAUUGGCGGAUUGUGAUCAAUCUAAAUAAAAAGUUUACUUGUUGGCUGCUUGUAUCCCUGGCUGUGUUUUUCACGGCAUAAUCAAAAAAAGCACAUCUCCUGCCGGAAUGGGGAGCACAACGCCCCAUUGUGAGACGCAUUGUGUGCGCCUUUUCGCCUCAUUAUUCGA